This is a messenger RNA of Cylas formicarius (sweet potato weevil), 1854 nucleotides long. RefSeq names its product facilitated trehalose transporter Tret1-like. Gene Ontology annotation, cellular component: membrane. Lineage: Eukaryota; Metazoa; Arthropoda; Insecta; Coleoptera; Brentidae. Gene Ontology annotation, molecular function: transmembrane transporter activity. The transcript is spliced from 5 exons. Gene Ontology annotation, biological process: transmembrane transport. Bases 120 to 1523 code for a protein of 467 amino acids. The record is from RefSeq and is a predicted model, not a curated record.
CGAUAAUGAAGAUUUGAGCUUACGCUGUACCGUGAUGUGGCCGUCAAAAAGUCGCGGUGAAAAAGAAGAUUGAAAUAAAGAACAAAUAAGGAUAGAUGGAACUUUAAACCAUCAUUACAAUGAAGCAAGGAAAACGAGGAAAUCAAAAAAGCAAAAACCUAAAUCAAAUAGUAGCUAUAGUGCUUGGUUGUUUUUGCGGAUUCAACAAUGGGUUAAUGCUGGCAUGGCCAUCUCCGUUCAUACUCAAGAUUACUAACGAUAAGGAAAAUUAUGAUAUUACAACAGAUCAAGCAUCUUAUUUCUCGGUAUUUCCUUCUCUUGGAAUGCUCGUAUCAGGUCUGGCCUUUUUCAAAUUGAAUGACGCGAUUGGUAGAAGGAACACGUUGUUGCUCCUGACGAUACCACAGUUAACAUUUUGGGUGAUCACAAUAUUCUCAAGAGACAUUUAUGUGCUCUACUUCGCCAGAUUUGUUAGCGGUAUGAGCGAUGCGGCCCUAUUCGCGUCGUUGCCAAUUUAUAUCGGCGAAAUUGCUACCCCAAGAGUUCGAGGGGUGUGGGGAAAUUUGCAGACAUUUUUCUACGGUUUUGGCAUAUUCGCUAUUAACGUGAUAGGAAGCUACAUGACGGUGAAAACAACUGCUUACCUUUGCGUAUGUCUGCCGGUUAUCUUCAUUAUAUUCUUUAGUCGGAUGCCCGAGUCACCAUAUUACUACAUGAUGAAAGGGAGAUUCGAGGAAGCGAAAGAAUCACUGCAGUGGUUAAGGAAGGAAGACAACGUCGAACACGAAUUUAUUCAAAUAAAAGCGGACGUAGAGCGCCAAAUAUCUGAAUCUGGCACAUGGAAAGAUUUAUUUACCAUCGAAACCAACGUGAGAGCUCUCAUCGUAGCGAUAUUCUUACGUCUUGCCCAACACUUGGCCGGUGGUACCGUAAUGCAGCUUUAUACGCAACUCAUAUUUGAGAUGUCUGGAACAAAUAUAGGUCCGGAAAUAUCAGCGAUCAUCUUCACCGGAUUAUUAACCGCUAUCAACCCGAUAUCGAUGGUUCUCCUCGACAGAUUCGGAAGACGCAAGUCGUUCAUGGUGUCUUGUUUUUUCACCGCCGUUACGUUGCUAAUCUACGGGGUGUAUUUAUAUUUGAACGAUUUCGUAUCAACUGUAAACUUAGAUUCGGUUAGGUGGAUACCAUUAGCGGUUACGGUAGCAUGGAUAGUUGUGAUUUCCUUAGGUCUGGGUCAAUUACCAACCCUGAUGAUAGGAGAAUUGUUUUCUGCUAGUAUUAAAACGAAGGCGGUUUGUAUUUACAAUUUAAUUUUCGCCCUGUCGUACUUUUUCAACUCUUACAUAUUUAACGUGUUCAUUUUCUACGUCGGCAUGUAUUUUCCUUUUAUGGUAUAUGCGGCUUUGACGUUUGUAAAUGCGGUACUGGCGUACUACAUCAUGCCGGAAACGAAAGGGAGGACGUUGGAACAAAUUCAGCAACACCUCAAGAUGAUGCGAUUUAUCGGUACCAAACGUAAAUAAAUACAUCAGAUUACAAUACAACCCUUAUUCACGAGAAUCUCGUCCUUUAGAAACUCCCAGAAAAUUAUACCUGUAGUAUAAAACAUGGAAAAGAAACAUUAGUAAAAAGUUUUUUUUUAACUAAACCAAAAAAAAAUUACUCAAGUGCAGAGGUAUGUUAAAAAGCGCUCACGAGUUUCAACGCCUCUAGUGAUUGUGUCCAGUCAUGAAACGGAAAACGCGCUGGACGUACGGUUCAAUUCAAUUUACAGUUUGAAAGAUAAAAUGUAAAAAAAAAAUGUCGAAAUAGUUUUAAUUUUUUUUUAUUAAAAUAUAAAUAAAGUGCUGUUAU